UUAUUUAUAUAGUUUAAAUACUUCAACUUUUAACUAAUAUAAAAGUUAAAACAUAACUUAAAUGAAUAUGUUUCGACGAAUGAAUUUAUGGCAAAUUUCCAAUUCUAGUAGUUAUGUACAGUAUUUGUGAUUCAACUCGGCGGGAGAUAUCUAAAUAUAAACAUUUUCUUGUCUCGUUCGGCACCAUCCAGCACAUGGAACCUAUUAGACGUCGAACAUUUCUAGAAACAAUUUCUUACAUUCGUUUACCUAAUAAUGUUCGUCUUCAACCUUACACAAAAGAAUCAUUUGACAAACAAACUAAAAGAAGACAAAAAGCUUUGCGUGAAUUUUCAUUCAUACCCGAAAGAAAAACUUCCCUUCCAGAAUGCGAAGAACUUUGCAUUCUUCCUCAUUCAAUACCUUCGCAACUGAUGGGUAUCCCGUUGGAAGAAGUCGAUAAAGCAGGUUUAGAAAAGAUAUUUUAUGUCGUGUCACAUAGAAGUACUAGAUGCUAUUUGUAUAGAUUUAAUGCAGAUCCAUCAUUGUUUUAUUUUUUCCCAUGGAAUCCAGUUCGUCGUUUUUGCAUAACAUUUUUUACACACAGAUAUUUUGAUUAUUUUGUUGUGACUAUAAUUUUAAUAAAUUGCAUUUUUCUUGCAUUGAGUCAUCCUAUUGAAGAAACAGAGUAUGUAUUUCUUAGCAUAUAUACAGCAGAAAUGAUUAUAAAAUCAAUUGCGAAAGGUUUUAUUUUAAAUAAAUUUACUUACUUAAGAAAUGCUUGGAAUUGGUUGGAUUUUAUUGUUAUUUUAUCAGGGUAUUUAACAAUUGCUCUUCAAGCUUUUGGAGUAGGAUUUGGUAAUCUUGCAGGUUUACGAACAUUCCGUGUUUUAAGAGCUUUGAAAACAGUUUCUAUAUUACCAGGUCUCAAGACUAUUGUGAAUGCCAUGUUAUGUUCAAUUAGAAUGUUAGCAGAAGUUAUGACUCUAACUGUUUUUUGUCUUAUGGUAUUUGCUUUACUUGCAUUACAGUACAUUAUGUUUAUUAGAUUGUGUCCCAAGAAUUAUACAUGUCUUCCUGACAUUGGAGACAAUCCUAACCAUGGAUAUACUAAUUUUGAUUCCUAUGGUUGGGCUGUGUUAAAUACACUUCAGCUAAUAACAUUAGAUUUUUGGGAAGAUGUUUACAACAAGAUAAUUGAUGCAACUGGUCUUGCAAGUAUAAUUUUUUUUAUCCUUAUUAUUUUUUUGGGAUCAUUUUAUUUAGUGAAUUUGACAUUAGCUGUGGUAGCAAUUGCUUAUGAAGAAGAAGCAAAGAAAACAUUACAGCAAAGAGAUAAACUUAAAACUUUUAAAACAAGUUUUCCAAUAAUUACAAAAUUGUUAUCAAAAUUCAAAUUCAAGAAUUGUAUAAAUGCAAGUGAUAAUCAGAAAAAUAAAAAUGUUCAAAAUUUGCCAAAUGAUUUACCUGAUGAUAAUACCACAAUAGAUGAAGAAAGAUUUUGUGUAGUUCCAGAUAUUAUAAUAAGUACAGAAAAAUCAUUGAAUACAUCACACAACCAGCAAAAUAAAGAGAAAUUUAGUGCUCUUCUAAGACAGCAUAGGAAGAAACAACACUUUCAGUUUAUUGAAGAAAUAGAAAAUGAUGAAGUUAUUUCAAACAUUUCAACAAAUCUUCCUGGUACCUGUAAUCCUGAAGAAGUUACUCCAGUUAAUCCUGUAAAGAGGAAUUAUAGAAAACUAUUUUUGGAAACAGACAGAGAUUCAGAAGACAGUAACUAUGAAAUUAAACAUUCUAAAUAUUUCAGAAAUAAAUGUAGAAAAACUUGGAAAAUAAUUCAGAAUUUUCUUGCAAGACUUGUCAACGAUCCCUUAUUUGACUUGAUAAUUACAUUGUCUAUAAUUCUUAACACAACAUUCUUAGCAACUGAACAUUUUGGGAUGAGUUUAAAGGUGGAAAAAGUUCUUUGUUUAGGAAAUUUGAUAUUUACUGGUAUAUUUACUAUAGAAGCAAUACUUAAAAUUGUGGCAUUGGGUAGACAAUAUUUUAAUAAUCAAUGGAAUGUAUUUGAUUUUGUUAUUGUAAUUCUCAGUCUAUUAGAUCUGAGCUUUGAAAGUGUCAGUGGAUUAUCAGUUUUGAGAACAUUUCGCUUAUUACGAGUUAUGAAACUUGCUCAGUUUUGGCCUACCAUGCGUAUAUUACUAGCAAUUAUAGCAAGUACUUUAGGAGCAGUUGCAAAUAUGACUCUCAUUUUAACUGUAAUUAUUUACAUAUUUGCAAUACUAGGUAUGCAGUUGUUUGCAGACAUUUAUACUCCAGAAAAAUUUUAUCCUGAUUCAGUUCCAAGAUGGAAUUUUACUGAUUUUUGGCAUUCCUUAUUAUUAAUAUUUCGUAUUUUAUGUGGUGAAUGGGUUCAACCUUUAUGGAAAUGUAUGCAAGCUGCAAAAGAUAAAUAUCAACUGUGCAUUCUUUUCUUCAUAACUGUUCUCACUGUUGGCAGCUUUCUAGUUUUAAAUCUUUUUCUUGCUAUGCUACUCAACUCUUUUAACUCCAAAGAACUAAAGAAAAAGAAGUUAUGGAGAAAGAUUGCAUUAAUAAUUGUUAAUCAUAAAGCUUUUGAAUGGAUCAUUCUUUUAUUUAUUUUUGCUAGUAGUGGCUUAUUGUGUUUUGAAGAUAUUUAUCUUCCUCAAAGACCAACAUGGCAAUUGGCUAUAUCAUAUUUAAAUUAUAUUUUCACUGGAAUAUUUGUUCUGGAAAUGCUAUUAAAGUGGACAGCAUUUGGAUUUAUUAAAUAUUUUACUAAUUUUUGGACAAUAAUGGAUUUUAUUAUAGUAUUAGUUUCUAUCUUGAGUAUUGUUCUGGAAAAUGCUGGAAGUGGAUUAUAUUCUUUAAGAUCAAUUAGGACAUUGAGAGCAUUACGACCUCUUCGUGCAAUAUCCCGUUGGCAAGGAAUGAAGAUUGUGGUUAAUGCUUUAAUGUCAGCUAUUCCAUCUAUAUGCAAUGUCUUACUAGUUUGCAUUGUAUUUUGGCUGAUUUUUAGUAUUAUGGGUGUGCAGUUUUUCAGUGGAAAGUUUUAUAAAUGUGUAGAUGGAAUGGAUCAUCGUCUUUCUCAUCUUGAAAUAAAAAAUCGUAAUGAAUGCAUUGCUCUAAAUUUUACUUGGAAAAAUUCAAAAAUAAAUUUUGAUAAUGUUGGAAAUGCAUAUUUAGCUUUAUUUCAAGUAGCUAGUUUUGAAGGUUGGACAGAAACAAUAGCAGAUGCCACAGAUAGCACAGAUAUUGACUGGCAACCAUUUCAUGAGGCCAAUUUUUUAGCUUAUUUAUAUUUUGUUAUUUUCAUUAUUUUUGGCUCUUUUUUCACAUUAAAUUUGUUUAUUGGAGUAAUAAUAGAUAAUUUCAAUAUGCUGAAAAAAAAGUAUGAAGGAGGAAUUCUUGAAAUGUUUUUAACAGAUAGUCAAAGAACAUACUACACAGCAAUGCAAAAACUUGGACAGAGAAAACCUCAGCGUAUUAUACCAAGACCAUUUAAUAAGUAUUUAGCUAUUAUUUAUGAUGUAGCUGUAAGUCGCAGGUUUGAAAUGAUUAUAUUUUUAAUCAUAGUUAUCAAUUUGAUUGUUAUGUCUUUUGAACAUUAUAAACAGUCUGAAAAUACAACCAUGAUUUUGGAAUAUAUGAAUAUAAUUUUUACAACUUGUUUUACAUUAGAAGCUAUUAUCAAGAUAACUGGACUUGGAUAUCAUUAUUUUAGAAUGCCUUGGAAUAUAUUUGACUUUUGUAUUGUUAUUGCUUCAAUAAUUGGUGUUAUCUUUGAAGAAGCAUUACAAAAAUUCAUCAUUAGCCCAACUUUAUUAAGAGUAAUUCGCUUGGUUCGAAUUGGAAGGAUACUUAGACUCAUUAAAGCAGCCAAAGGCAUUCGAAAAUUACUGUUUGCAUUAAUUGUAUCACUUCCUGCUCUUUUCAAUAUUGGGGCCUUACUUUUUCUUGUUACUUUUAUUUAUUCAAUUAUAGGCAUGUCAUUAUUUGCCCACGUCAAACAUGAUAACAACAUUACAGACACAAUAAAUUUUGAAACCUUUGCUCACAGCAUGGCACUUUUGUUUCGCCUUGCAACAUCUGCUGGAUGGAACGACAUUUUAGAGCCACUGACAGUCCAGCCACCAGAUUGCGAUCCUAAUUAUAAUAAUCUACCUAAUGGUAACUGUGGUUAUUCAUUUGUUGCCGUUUUGUAUCUGGUCAGUUAUAUUAUUAUUAACUACAUGAUAAUAAUAAACACUUAUAUAGCAAUAAUUUUAGAAAAUUUGAAUCAAGCAAAUCAAGAAGAAAUGGGCAUCACUGAAGAAGACAUUGAGUCAUUUUAUAUCACUUGGUCCCGGUAUGAUCCUCACGCUAUCCAAUUUAUCAGUUUAAUCCAGCUUUCAGAUUUUGUAGCAGAUUUGGACCCACCUUUAGGAAUACCAAAACCAAACAAUAUUGCAAUUGUUCUAAUGAAAUUACCAUUAUCAAAAGGGGACCAAGUACAUUGCUUGGAUAUUCUUCAUGCCUUGACAAAACGAGUUUUAGGUGACGUGGAAGAAACAGAUGAAUUUAAAACGUUGCAAGAGCAAAUAGAUCAGAGAUUUCGAAAAACUUUUCCCACUCGUAGUCAAACUGAAAUUAUUUCAAAUACCUGGGAAAGAAAAAAGCAAGAAAAUGCUGCAAAAGUGAUCCAAAGGACAUUUAAAAAAUAUAAAAUGAAGCAUUAAUUUGAGGACUGUCAUAUUUUUCAUCUAUGGACAAUUGAGGGGCUGGGUAGAAAAAUGGCAUAUUCCACAUUAGGAAUUUUUCAAGAAAAUAAAAUGCUGAUGAAUUUUAAACAUGUCAUUUCCAAUGUACAGCACUUUAUUAAUGUGGUUAUAAAACUCAUAGGGCAUGUAACUGAACCAUGAAAGUUUCUUAGAUGAUGGAUUGAUGAUGCACAAAUCCAAAUUUGUUAGUAACUUGUUUUUUGAAGUUUUGAGGAUAUGCAGUUUUGCCAGCCUCUCAACUUUUUAAAUAGAAAUUAUAACUGUACAUAUCAAAAACUGAGUAAUCCAAAAAAAUAUUUUUUGUUAAAAAUUAAUUUAAA
Molecule: messenger RNA, 5080 nt
Organism: Centruroides sculpturatus (bark scorpion)
Lineage: Eukaryota; Metazoa; Arthropoda; Arachnida; Scorpiones; Buthidae
Product: sodium channel protein 60E-like
Exons: 22
Coding region: 114-4718 (1534 amino acids)
Biological process (GO): neuronal action potential; sodium ion transmembrane transport; membrane depolarization during action potential
Cellular component (GO): plasma membrane; voltage-gated sodium channel complex
Molecular function (GO): voltage-gated sodium channel activity
Source: RefSeq, a predicted model, not a curated record